This is a messenger RNA of Branchiostoma belcheri (Belcher's lancelet), 6077 nucleotides long. RefSeq names its product poly [ADP-ribose] polymerase 14-like. Gene Ontology annotation, molecular function: transcription corepressor activity; NAD+ poly-ADP-ribosyltransferase activity. The record is from RefSeq and is a predicted model, not a curated record. Gene Ontology annotation, biological process: negative regulation of gene expression. NCBI's taxonomy places the organism in Eukaryota, Metazoa, Chordata, Leptocardii, Amphioxiformes, Branchiostomatidae. The transcript has 26 exons. The coding region runs from base 23 to 6013 and encodes 1996 amino acids. Gene Ontology annotation, cellular component: nucleus; cytoplasm.
AGAUACAUCUUCUCCAACUGAGAUGGCUUUCCUGGGAAAGAAGUUUGAAGAAGUCAUCACUUCCAGCCUAGUCUCACCUUCAAAGAAACUGAAAGGUGACUUUGAGGACGCAGUAGAUGGGGAUUCUUCUGGCUUUGUAGUAGGAGGAAACAUUCAUCAUCCCCGAAUUCCGGCUCAGCCUGUGUUCUCACAACUGCCAGGAUCACCUCUGAACAGAAAGAUUGAGCAGAAAAGGUCAACUGCAAGUUCAUCAUCAUCAUCAUCACCUAUGCCAUCAGAGUCAUCGCUACAGAUGGAAGUGGCAGCAUCUACUGUGACAUCAGCAGGCCUAUCAGCAGGCCUAAAGUUCUCUGCAGCACCUUCAACCUCACGUGAGAAGGAAACAGACUACACGGAUGAUGUAAGGACAGAUGGUGCAGCACCAGAGGAGGCAGAUAUGUCAAUGGAGGACGCAACCAUCCCAGACAUGGGUGAUGGUAGUGUAAGGCCAAAAGAAACAAGACAGGACAACACUCCAUCAACAGAUGAUGGAAAAGAAGGAGUACAUCCUACUGAGGAUGUGAUCCUCCAAGUGUCUGGGUUUUCUCCUGACCAAAUCCAGUUGGUGGAAAUGUACUUUGAGAACACAAGAAGAUCAGGAGGGGGAGAAAUGAAGAGCUUCGAAAUCAGAGAUGACAAAGCUUUCAUCAUCUUCAGUGAUCCAGCAGCUGCUAAGCGUGUACAGGCAAGAGAGCACAAGAUUGGACAGUCAACACUUCACGUUGAAGUAGUAAGGCCAAAUACAGCAACCAACACAAGAGAGCUCCCACUUCAUAGUAGUUUCCUUCUUGUAAAGGGUCUUAAUGAGAGUACGUCCAGAGAAACCCUUUUGCUGUACAUGGAGGCCAUCAGUGGGGAUACUGUUGAAGACAUUGUCUACAGUUCACAACCAGGGCUGGCCUUGGUUACAAUGGAUUGUAUAACUAACUUUGACAGAAUGGCUGCCAAGGCUGCUGUGAAGCCACUUGAAGGCAGGAAUCUGACAGUGGAGAGGGUCCCAGUGACUGAUGCCAUCAUAGUGACAGGCCUGCCUGACAACACACCAAAGGACCUAGUGGAGCUGUAUUUCGAGAAUGCCAACAGGAGUGGGGGAGGGCCAAUCACUGAGGGGAGGACCAAGUACAACCCAACCAGUGGAACAGCCAUUAUACACUUUGAUAGUCCAGACACUGUCAACACAGUCCUACAACAAGAACACACACUGAGCAACACUGCUAUCACAGUGAAGCCUUACUACGAGUGCCUGGGAGAGACACUGGAUGACCAUGACCCUGCAGCAUUCAAACUCCCUGACCCCAUCCAAGUGGAGGUCAAUGCUGAUGUAAUGAACUUCAUCUCUUCCACUGAAACGUACAUGAAAGAACUCACAAAAAUGAUGGAGGACAUCCAUGCAACUGUGGACUGGAACCCAAGUCUUGGAAGAGUUGUUGUCGUGGCCCCAACAAUGACCCCUGCACUGAAAGACGUCCACAAGGUCAUCCAGGAUUGGGCACAGAGAAGCCAGACGUGUAUAGAAGAGUAUCUCAAGAAGUUUCGGGCAGUUCAGUUUUCUGUGGCCCCAAACAUUUGGAAGCAUGCUAAAGAUAAGGAAAAGAACAUAGUUGAGAAUAUUGCCACAUCCAACAGAGAAGCUGUCUGGGUUGAUGGAUAUGACAACGAAGAAGGUGGUGGAUCUAUAGAGAUCACUGGGACAGUGGAGGCAGUUGCUGAGGCUUCUAAGCAGUACAAAGCCAUGGUUGAUGAGAUAGAGACACACCUGAAAAGAGAGGCAUCCAUCGUGACAGACCGCAUCUCUAACGUCAAGGCUGCGAGGCUGAAGCUGCUAGACAUGCACAACUUUCCUUCCAAACAUCCCAACUUAGAAAUACAACUUCACAUUGACAGAGAGGAAGUGUAUUUCAAGGGUCAGCAGGCACUGGUCACCAAUGCCAAAAUCAAAGCUUACGAAGUUCUGAACAGUUUGAUAGAAGAAAGAAUCCACCUGUCUCGUGGAAUACGAGAAUAUCUUUCGUCAAACAAGGGAAGAGCGUUCGUAGAAAGGUCCUUGCAGGAGCAAGAAAUCGUUGCAACUUGUAGCACAGACAGUGCUGAAGUUAUGAUUCUGGCAGUGGAUCCUGAAGACGUACAAAGUGCAAAACACUUGUUACAACAGAGUAUAUCAGAGACAAAAAUUGAUGUUCCUGAAGAUAGUCAAGACCUGCUGGACACCCGUGGAUGGGCUGAUCACAUUGGACACUUAAAAGACAUGUUGGCAAUUGACAUCCAUGCUGAUACAACAGGCAGUGUGUGGAUUGUUGGGCCUUCAGAAAUUGUGCCUUCGGCAAAAGAAGAAGUUAACAACUACAUAGCAAACAACACCAUUGUCAAUAUUAACAUGGAUGUUGGUGAGGGGUGUAUGAAGUUUCUUCAGGAAUAUCAUCGCAGUGCCAUCAAUAGAAUAGAGAAAAAGCUGAUGGACCAUAAAGUAAAGAUAACUCAAACUGGGAAAGGCUUCAUACUUCGAGGUACCAAAGAGGGAACACAGACUGCCAAGGCUGAGCUGCAGGACCUUGUGUCAGCUGUACUGAUAGACACAAUGCCGAUAACUAAGCCAGGAAUGUACAAGUUCUUCAAAGAGAAUAUGGGAAGGGUGCUGCUCAAGGUCAUAGAGAGAGAAGAGAAGGUGGUGAUCUCAACAGAGGACAUUCGGGAAGGUGCAGCAGCGUCUGGUGCUGGAGGGGCAGUCUCUAGAUCUGCCCCUAAAAAAAUCUGUAGUGUGACAACCAAGGAAAGGAAGAAGCUGUUUGUCUGCCAGGGAGACCUGACUGCUCUACAGGUGGACGUCAUUGUUAAUGCAGCCAACAGAAGACUGAAUCACGUAGGGGGUCUGGCCGCAGCUGUAGUGAAAGCAGGAGGCAAGGAGAUCCAGAGGGAUUGCGAAGCCCACAUCAGGACCUCAGGCGAGCUGAACGAUGGAGAAGUCAUGACCACCAAACCUUACAGACUGCCCUGCAAGAUGGUCGUCCAUGCUGUUGGACCUCAGUGGAAGUCAGAUUUACCUGAAGAUGAGAAGAGUGGAAAACAAGCUGAUCUGCUCCGGGCAGUGUUCAGCUCACUUCAAGAGGCUAAAGACUUCCACAGCAUUGGUGUACCAGCUAUCAGCUCAGGUGUCUAUGGCUAUCCAAUUGAUUUAUGCGUGAGUACAAUCCUGGAGGGAGUGAUGAUGUUCUUCAACAUGUAUCCUAACAGCAAGUUGUCAGAAGUGUACUUCACAGAAAUGGAUGCAAAAAAGACGAGUGCCUUCAAAGCUGAGAUGGUGAAGAGGUUUGGUAUGGAUUGUGUCACAACAGUGACAGAUGGUAGUAGUGGGUCAGUCUCCUCUGGAGCUGCCGCCAUGCCAGGCCCGUCUGGUAUUGGCAGGGAGAGGGCUUCUGCACACAAACAACCUGCAGCAUCCAACACUGGACAUGGGGACUCCAUCAAGACUGCAGAAGGUCUUACUCUGCAGCUGAAGCAGGGAGGCAUUACUGCUGAGCAGGCUGAUGUUUUGGUGAACACAGUUGGAACAGAUCUGGAUCUGGGACAAGGAGGUGUGGCAGGUGCCUUCCUGAAGGCAGGGGGACCUGAGCUACAACAGCUCUGUAGUGCUCAUGGAAAAGCCAAGCCAGGGGAUGUAGUUGCAACACAGUCUACUGGAGGGCUUAUCUGUCAGCAAGUGUACCAUGCAGUCAUCCCUUGGUGGAAGAACACAGACACUCCUCUACGUACAGUCAUCCAAACCUGCCUGACCAUGGCCCAUAACAGUGGGUUCACUUCCAUUGCCUUCCCAGCCCUGGGCACAGGGAACCUGGGAUAUCCCAGGAACGUUGCAGCCAGCGCCAUGUUUGAGGAAGUUGCCAACUUCAGCCAAGCAAAUGCUAGGACAUCACUGAAGCAUGUCAGCAUCGUUGUGUAUGACCAGCCAACUGUACAAGCGUUUGAGGCAGAACUAAGGACAAGACAGGGGUUGCCAGGAGCAACAGGGUUGCCAGGAGCAACAGGGUUGCCAGGGGCAACAGCUGUGACAAGAGACCCUUCAGUAUCAGGUUUCUAUUCAGCUGUGACAAGUCCACUGCCCAACCAACAGCAGAUGACCAUUGGAAAUGUCACCCUGCAGAUCCAGCAGGGUGACAUCACCACAGAGACAGUGGAUGCCGUUGUUAUACCUACCAACAACAUGCUUCGUCUAGAUGCAGGUAUAGCUCAGGUUGUUUCCAAAAAGGCUGGUGGUGGCCUCCAAGCAGAGUGCCUUGCUCACAUCCUGCAAUAUGGUGAACUCCAGAAUGGAGCUAUAGCUAUAACUGGUGCAGGAAGCCUUCCAUGUAGACACGUGUUCCACCUGGCCAACCCUCACCCCAACCACCUGAAGGACAACAUCAAACUCUGUCUCCAGACUGCAGACCAGAGAAAACUGAAGUCUGUUGCACUGCCUGCCAUUGGGACAGGAGGGAUCAAGAUCAGUCCAGACCAGUCAGCUAAAGGCAUGCUGGAUGGCAUUGCAGAGUUUGUACAACAGUGUAACCCCCAGACCCUGGGUCUGGUCCGGAUCACCAUCUUCCAGCCUCAAAUGCUGCAAGCAUUCCACUCAGAGAUGGACAACAGAGCAAAGAGCUCGGGUGUCAAGUUGACUGGGAUUAGCAGAGUCCUAGAGACAGUUAAAAAAGUUGCAAGGAAUGUCUCGAACAAGUUGAGACCGAGCACCAAGAAAGUGGCAUCUACACUGGGUUUCACUUCCUGGGAUGGGACAACUGAUCCGACAUCUCCUUCAACUGAGUCGUCUGGACGUUCAGAGAUCCUACAGAUGAACUUUUUUGGUGCCGACCAAAGAAGCAUUGACUCUGCCAAAAGGAAGGUUGAAGGUCUUGUGACAGAGAAGUCGAAAAAUGAAGUGAUUGAGAAUGCAGCGAUAGCUCAGCUCACACCAGAGGAAAUCAGACUGCUGGUGGCGUAUGGACGUCAAAGAAACGUACACCUCACUGUCGAACAAGGUGCACGCCAUCGCAUCUGCAUCCAGGGCACCAGUGACAUGACAUCAUCAGUCAUCUCCAAAGUCUGGGAAGUUUUAAGCAUCAAGAUUGAGGAGAGUAGGAAGUUUGAAUCAGCUCUGUCCUUGCAAAAGGAUGUACAGUGGUGUUACGAAAAGCCAGAUGGCUCCUAUCGGGAGUUUGACCCCUUGGUCAAUGCAGAAAUUGAGGAGGCCUUCCAGGCUAAGAGACCAAAGGUGCAAUAUGAAGAUGAAGGAGAGAAAUACGAGCUAGACUUCCAAUCCAAACAGGAGAGUAAUCUGUCGACUGGUGCCGUGACCAAGGUCCGCAGAGAUGACUUGAGAGCUGAUACAGGUGCAGGGUUGCCUGCAGGUUGGGACCCCCAGCCGACUGACCCAAGGACAGGAACCCCCCAACUGUGCCACCUGGUAAAACUGGCCCCAAACUCACCCGAGUACAACACAGUCUAUGUUAAACUUGGACCUACUGGUAACAGACUGAACAUGGUGAAUAUUGAGCGGGUACAAAACCCCACCCUUUGGAAGCAGUACUGUGUGCAGAAGGAGAAGUUCAGUCAGAAAAACCCCACCAGGCAAAAUGAACAGGAACUGUGGCAUGGUUCACCAGCACAGUCCUGUGUGAAGAUAUGUCACCAUGGCUUCAACAGAAGUUAUGCUGGAAUGAAUGCCACCGCCUAUGGUAAGGGCACCUACUUUGCCAGGGAUCCUGCCUACUCAGCAGGAGGAUAUGCCACCCCUGAUGCUAAUGGAGUGAAACGGCUCUUUCUGGCCAAGGUUCUUACGGGAGAGUAUGUCAGGGGAGACCCCAGCAUGAUUGUUCCUCCUACUAGACCAGGAGGGAAUCCUCUGGACACCUAUGAUUCCACUGUGAAUAACGUUAAUAAUCCAGCUAUUUUCUGUGUGUAUCACGAUGCUCAGGCAUACCCAGAAUAUUUGAUAACAUUUAUGUAACUCUCAACUUUUCAUUGAAGACAGUUUAUGAAAAAGGUAAAAAAUCACCACAUUUCUUUAAGGU